Messenger RNA from Corylus avellana, 1650 nucleotides. The record is from RefSeq and is a predicted model, not a curated record. NCBI's taxonomy places the organism in Eukaryota, Viridiplantae, Streptophyta, Magnoliopsida, Fagales, Betulaceae.
AACUUACUUGCUUUGAAAUUUAUAUUUAUAAAAAUAUAAUAAGACCAUGACUCACCACCAUGCCUCAAUCCUUUCUCGUUUCUGGUAUUUUCCCCACUACAAAAAUUUUCCCUUUUUAUUUCCGCCUCUCUUGGGAGAGAUUGAGGGUAGAAGAAAAUAGCACAUGGCUGAUUCAUUCGAUGAAGAGUGUGAUUAUGUGUUCUUAUUGGAGACUCUGGUGCUGGGAAAUCAAAUCUUCUCUCCAGAUUUGCAAAAGGUGAAUUUCGUUUAGAUUCAAAGCCCACCAUAGGGGUUGAAUUAGGGCCGGCGACAAGCUCAUCAAGGCUCAGAUAUGGGACACUGCAGGCCAAGAAAGGUAUAUAUAACUGCCUACCAAAGCGGUUAUGUGGUUAUACGGUUAUCGGUUGUAGGGCGGUUAUACCCGCCCAGUACACCCCUACUUAAAUGUCAAAGGGUAACGUUGCUGAUAUCCCAUUUAAUCCAUAUACAAAGACGGGCAAAGAAAAGCCACGAGCUGACGAGCAUCAGCAGUAGCAUAGAGAGAGAGAGAGAGAGAUAGAGAGAGAGAUUCUACGAGCAUCAGCAGUAGCAUACUGCAUACAGAGAGAGUACCAGAGAAAAGAUAUAGCGCCAUCGUCAUGGGAUUCUUAGGCUUAACUGCCAUUGUCAUUGUGGGGUAUCAGUUUUUGUUCUUUUUAGUCACAGCCCUUCUCAAAUUCGAUAUAGUCACUGGCUUUUCCGGAAGCACAAAUUUUGCGAUAAUUGCAAUAUUGACUCUGAUUCUGAAAGGCACAUGGAAUGUUAGACAGAUAGUCUUGACUUCACUUGUAUUCAUAUGGGGUCUUCGCCGCGGAUUGUUUCUUUUAAUGGGGAUCUUGCAGUGGGGGGAGGAUAGACGUUUUGAUGAAAUGCGUAGUAAUUUGGGAAAGCUGGCAAUAUUCUGGAUAUUUCAGGCUAUCUGGGUGUGGACAGUUAGUUUGCCUGUCACAGUAGUUAAUUCGAGCUCAAGAAAUCCAUCUCUCCAGGCUGCGGACAUAGUUGGCUGGAUUACGUGGUCAGUGGGUUUUUUAGUCGAAACAAUAGCUGAUCAGCAAAAAUUGGUAUUCAAAAACUCUCCAGAAAAUAGAGGGAGAUGGUGUAAUGUUGGACUCUGGCAAUACUCUCGUCAUCCCAACUAUUUUGGCACGAUUCUCCUUUGGUGGGGAAUAUUUGUGGCUUCCACACCGGUACUAGAAGGUGCCGAGUGGCUUGUAAUUCUUGGGCCAAUCUUGCUCACAUUGAUGCUCAUUUUCACCAGUGGCAUACCAUUGCCUGAGGUAUCUAGCAAGGUGUCAAGAAAGAAGGGGAGAAAGCAGCGGGGGAGAAACUAGUAGAGCAAGCAGGGGAGAAAGCAGUGGCGGAUUGGAGAUGCAUUAGUGCACGACGAUUCUUUGACUUGCGAAGUUUCGUUUCUUUAUACUCCUUUAUAUGGUUCAUUAGUGUUUGAUCUUCUAUAUGAAAACUAUAAUGAAAUGGAAUUCUGAAUUACUAAUUUUCAAGUUGUCCUGUUAUCCCCAAUAAGGAUCAUUGUAAAACAUGUAGAUAUGAUUGGUUGAUUGUGCAAGAAUUUGAGUCAUCAUUAUCUUCCCCUUUCUUCUUCUUUUUUCUUCA